CCUGCAACCUCAACCUCAACCUCAAUCUCAAUCUCAAUCUCAAUCUCAAUCCUGAAUGGUGACGUCCACGUGUGGAAAAAUAGUGGCUCUCAUUCUCUCUCUAAGUAGAAGUAGAAGUAGAAGUAGAAGUGAGGGAUAUAUUAUAGAGGGAGAGUGUCGACAUUUGGCUUGAGGUACUUUGGUUGUGAGAAUAGUGGCCUACACAGUGAGUGAGUGAAACAGAGAUACUGAGUUGCAGGGACAAAAGGGAGAGAUUACAAAAAAGGGAUUUUAGAGAAGAAAGAGAGUGGGAUUGCUUGCUUGGGUUGCGAGAGACAACGCCCGAGGCCCGAAUUUAAGAUAGAGACCGCAUCACUUGCACCUUCAGAGAGACCACUUCUUUAUCAAGAAUUUUAGAGAGGGAAUACCUUUUUGCAGUAGUGAGAGACAGCUACAUAGAGUGGUGGUUUUUGCAUCCAUAUCUGCACCUAGAGUUAGAGAGAGGCGUUGCGGCCACGGCCAAGCCAUGGCGCCACCACCACACAAGCUGCCGACCUACGAGUUUGAGUGGGGGCCAGCCCCCUCCAUCUCCAUCUCCACCUCCACCUCCACCUCCACCUCCACCUCCACCUCCACCGUCCACUCUCCCUCCAUCAAGGGCAACAGCAACUCCACGCCAUCCAUGCGCAUGAUGAGCUUCUCCCCCCAACUCAUCGCCAUGCUCAUUGCCGUCAUCGCCGCCUUCCUCCUCGUCGCCUACUUCCGCCUCAUCUCGGCUCACCUCCUCCCCCAGCUCCGCCGCCUCCUAUCCAAGCUCCACCGCAUCUUCCGCCGUCGCCGCAGGCGCCGCCGCGGCUGGGGGCCGGAUUCGGGCAACUCCUCUCCGGACACGCAUGCCGUCAUCUUCCACGGCCACCACGACGCCACUGCCACCGUCCAGAUCUUCUCGUCGUACGGCCUCGACGACACCGCCAUCAAGACCAUCCCUCUCUUCCUCUACGCCGAUGGAAACCGCUACGUGACGGACGGGAGCCGUGACUGCCCCGUCUGCCUCCUGGAGUUUGAAGAGAACGACUACCUACGCGUCCUCCCCAAAUGCUGCCACGUAUUCCACACCGACUGCAUCGACAUGUGGCUCCGGUCCCACGCCAACUGUCCCCUCUGCCGGGCAGGCAUCUUUCCGCCGGAAUACUCCUACCCACGCCGGAAUAUUCUCCUCCCGUUGGAGUCUCCCUUCGUCCCGGCCAUGGCCGCAAGGAUAAGGCCCAGCCUCGAUGAUGUCAUUCUCGCUGGAAUCCUGUCUCCGCCACCACGGCAGCCAACAGAACCCGACACGCUGGCGGAGAUCACUGUCGUGAAUGGGUCGCCCGAAAAUGACGCACAAGCGGGGGAAGACGGCCACACACGACGUAACUUUUUGCUGAAACGAUCGUAUUCGUUUGGAUUUGAGCGGAAUCUGACAUCAUCGCCGGGGCGGUUUUCCAGGGGCAGUGGGCUGUGGAGCAAGAGGCUGACGUCCCCGUUCACAGGCUCAAGCAAAGCUAGGGUUUUCUCGUUCCGUUACUACAGGGGGUUGAGGUCGCCGUUUUUCAGGAGGCGGAGCUCGCUCAGUAACGCAGGCUUCUUCCCUCUAUCGGAGUCUCACUCGCGUUUCGGUGGCGGAUCGUCGAGGCGGAGCCGCUCCAUGACGAGCCCCAUAUUUCGGCCCGUCAAUGUCAUUUCGUCCAGUCGCUUGAGAUGCGGUGACCCUGAAGCCCUGCUGUCACCGGAAAGGCUCAAUCGUCGCUAGCGUGACACAUCAUAUCUCCGGCGAAUUAAGUGAGCUUCUGCGCAGCCACGUGGCGUGCUUUGGCGAUGGAGGCCAAAAUCCCCACCGGUGCGGCCGUGGAAGCUGUGACAGGGCGGAGCAAUGCAACUGCGCCACCGCGAAAAAUUGAUUUUUUGUGGUGGCGAAAUUUCGUUGACGAAAAGGGACGAGCUUUAAUGAGAAGGAAGAGGACUUAAUGAGGGGCGUGCUUUCUUAACGUGCACAUUCAAUGGGGGCAGGUGGGUGAAUUAAUGGCUUUUUGUUUUGGGUUUGCUGAAACUCAUAAAUGAGAGGUGAUUAAGCUAAGCUCACUGUUAAUUCCGCCAUUAGUAUUUUUAAUUAAAUGGUUUUUAAUGUGGGUUUCCUUUUCUGUAAAUUCCAUUGAUGGUGUAUGCUCUCCUUCUAUGCAAGGAUUAGAGGCUUUAAAAAACACACUGAUCCGUCCAAGUCACCAUCAGGACCGCCGAUCCACAUAGGUUUUUCACAGGUUUUUUAGAAUGUAUAUUAAAUUGCAUUAAUGCUUUUGAUCAUUAUUAUUGUAUUCUAUUUGCCUCUUGAAUUAGUAUACA
Amborella trichopoda is the source of this 2355-nucleotide messenger RNA. RefSeq names its product RING/U-box superfamily protein. Gene Ontology annotation, biological process: protein ubiquitination. Lineage: Eukaryota; Viridiplantae; Streptophyta; Magnoliopsida; Amborellales; Amborellaceae. The record is from RefSeq and is a predicted model, not a curated record. Gene Ontology annotation, molecular function: transferase activity.